AUGUUUCUUUCUAUAUCAUUGGUGUCAUUCCUUGUUGUCCCUGUUUGUGCUUUAAUAGCCACAUUGGUCUUUUCUUAUGGUUAUAGAUCUGAUAGAAGAAGAUGCAAUAAAUGAGAAAUGUUGCAUACAAGUGUUGAAGAUAUUAAUAACAAAGGCAGAUACUGAAAUUGAUGAACUUGAAAAAGAUUUGGUGGCUCUUCAAAGUGAACUAGCCUGGGCUGAACAUGAAGAAUGGUCUGAAAUAUGCGGUAGUGCUUUGAGAGAAAAGAUUGUUUGGCUUGACAUUUCUACAAGGAAUUUGAGAAGUAUAGAUGAGAAUAAUAAUGACAUCCAGUUACUAAUGCAUAGAGAACCUGCAGACAAUAUACACGACAUAGUGAAGGCUCUUCUGAGAACAUACUUCCCGGAGAAAGAUGAGCAGCGGACUCCAGAAGUCAUUGCCUUAAACUCAAGCUCAGAUUCCUCACUACAUGAUACUGGACUUUUGGAUGGGCACAAAGACUUGAAUAAAUCUGACUCACAUAGUGUUGUAAAGGAGGAACGUGGUGAAAUUGGCAUUACUAAGGGAGAAAGAUGUACAAGUACGACUUUGAAGUUUCAAGAAAAGAAAACAAAUGACUCCAAAACAAUUAAGCCUGCAAAUACUAAUAUCAUGGAUUCCAGCCCAGAUUCUUUAAGACUUGCAGCUGACUACUAUGACAAAAAGAAAACAUCAAGCAAGAGUAAUUCAAAAAGCACUCAGCAAUGGGAGGCCAAAGGACAAGGUCUUACUUGUGAGGAAAAUAAAACAUCAACCAUGAUGUUUAAGAAUGAAAAGCCUGCAAAUACUAAUAUCAUGUAUUCCAGCCCAGAUUCUUUGAGACUUGCAGCUGGCUACUCUGACAAGAAGAAAAUAUUAGAUUCAGAACAUGCAAGGCAGUGGGUGGCCGAAGGACAAGAUCUUGCUCCUGUGGAAAAGAAAGCAUCAACCGUGACUUUUAACAGUCAACAGCCUGCAAAUAUUGAUGUCAUGAAUUUGAGCUCAGAUUCUUUGAGACUUGCAGCUGGAUACUGCGACAAGAAGAAAACAACAUAUUCAGAAAGCACUACGCACUGGGAGCCCAAAGGACAAGGUCUUGCUCCAGACGAAAAGAAAAUUAUUCAAGAUGCAUCUAUGUUCCAUAAAGAGAGGAGUAUGCAAAAUUUAGAAGUUGAGCAUGCUACUAUCAAAGAUUCAAGUACAAGUAUCAGCUGCCCUGAUGAGAAUGACAUAUUGAAUUUUGUUUAUUCGGAAAGCAUUGAUGAGAAGGUGGAUGAAUACAGUUCAAUACCUAUGGCAGAUAUUACAGGUUCACUAUCGAGGCCUGAUGGAUUUGGAAGAGAUUUUGGUAAAACGGUUGAGUUUCAAAUUGAACUGCCUGAAGAUGCUAGUGUCAAAUAUUUCAGCUCAGAUUCUCUUAAAUAUGCAAAUGGCUGUUCCAGUGGGAUGAAAAAUUCAUGCCUGCCUCUUUUGGUAGAAAAUGGAUAUGAGGAAGUAAGGAAACAGCCUUCUACUUCCACAGACAAAAAUCAAAUGUUGAGUUUAUCUUUAAAUCCUGAAUCAACCCUUGAAAAAACCGAAAAGCAUAUUGCUAUGAAAAAUUCAAGUACAAGUGUCAUCUGCCCUGAAGAGAAGAUCAAAUUGAAAAUUUCUGAUUCAGUAAUUAUGAAUGAGAUGGUUGAAGAACAUGCUUCAAUGCCUGUGGCAGAUAAUAUAGGUCCAUCAUUGAGGCCUGAUGGACCUGGAACAGAUGUUAAACUGGUUGAGCUUGUUACUAAAGAAACUUCAAGUACAAGUGUCAGCUGUCCUGAUGAGAAGAACAAAUUGAAAAACUCUGAUUCAAAAAUCAUGAGUGAGAAGGUGGGAGAACACACUUCAAUACCUAUGGUAAAUAUUGUAGGUUCAUCAAGGCGUGAUAAAUGUGGAACAGAUGUUGAUAGAACAGUUGAGUCAGCAGAUGGUGUUGUGAAAUAUUUCAGCUCAGAUUCUCUUAAAUACGCAAAGGGCUGGUCGAAUGAGAUGAAAAAUUCUCGAUUGAUUGAAAAAGGAUAUGAGGAAGGAGGGAAAGCAACCCAUCAAAAAAUAGAAAAGGAGCCUGCAAAUGCUCUUGUUAAGUAUAUGAGUCCAAAUUCUUGGAGACAAUCUGCUGGCAUCAACAAGAGGACUGAAAGUUCUGAAUCCAGAUUAUGUGCUUCAAGACAGGGAAAAAAUGAAAAAUCUGAUGUAGAGCAAAAGCUAAUUGACUUUGUUCCUAAAACUGCACAGAAAGUGGGCAUCAAAGAAUCCAAGGUUAUUCUUGCUAACAAGACAGUAUGUUCUAAUACAUGUUUAAAGGCUGCCGGGGAUGUCAGUAAUAAUCUACAAAUAGUCAAGUUUCAAGAAGGUGGUCUCACUGACCUUGGACAUUUUGCUUUGCCUUCAAAAGAUCAGAUGGGUGAAGAUACAGCCAAGCCUAAGUUAAAUGAUGUAGGAAAACCAGCAGAAGAAUCUCAAAAGGCUAAUGCUGACCUUCACAAGAAACCCCGUGUGAACUUGGGUUUGGAACCACAAAAGCCAAAGACACAGAGGAAAUCACCAUUCAGUAUGAAGAAUGCCCAAGAGCCAAGUUUUCCUCCUACAGAUACAUCGUUCAUUCCACAUUCCAAAAAGGAAAGAAAAUCAAUAAUUGAUGAUGACAACACCAGUUUAAAGCAGUUUUUAAGUUUGAUGCACUUGAAAAAAUCAGUUCACACCACCAAAGUUUCAGCUUCACAGUCACAAAAGAAGAGGAAAAGGACUUCAACUUUAUCACUUACUGCAGAGGUUAAAGAUUUGCCUGUAGAUUUGGGUUUGCAAGAUUCACACAAGGAUGCAACAGAUGGUGGGAGUAAGAAAGAUCUUCAGAUUGUAGUCUAUGAAAAAACGGAAGAUCUUCAUAUCAUAGAACCCUACUCUGUUGAAGAUGGUUCUUACACUGGGGCUUUGGUUCCUCACACAAUUUCAAGCUUGAAGAACAAGAAAAUAGUUGAACUGAGGAAGUUGGCACAGAAAAUCAAGCUGACAGGGUAUUAUAAGUUACGAAAAGAGGCUCUGGUUGAAAAAAUAGCCAAAAAACUCGGCUGUUGAUUCCAUUUUGUCCAUGUUUGUGGCUAUGUUCCUUGGACAUGUUUGAUGAGUUAUGAAUGGAUCCACUGGGGUGUAAAUAGUAUCAUAACAUACUUCUUUGUCCGUAAUACCCUACACCUUGUAGUACAGGAAAGAAAGUGCGGCCAUCCCCUUUAUAGGUUUAAGUUACGGGUUUGCAUGAAAUCGUAGUUCAUAUAUUGCACAAAGAAAACAUAGAACUUUGGGACAAUGGAGCUGUUUAACUGGAAUAGGACGUCAGAUUUGCUCUAGGUUUUUGUAUACAAACUUUUGCUUUCGCAUCUGAAUACAAGAAUUGAUGAAACAACUGUCUGCUUCUUAGUGAAGGGAUAUAUUUAGUUUCUUUUCAAAGAUUUGAGUAAAUUAUGAGGUGAGAAA
Molecule: messenger RNA, 3520 nt
Organism: Prunus persica (peach)
Lineage: Eukaryota; Viridiplantae; Streptophyta; Magnoliopsida; Rosales; Rosaceae
Exons: 9
Coding region: 77-3124 (1015 amino acids)
Biological process (GO): DNA-templated transcription termination
Source: RefSeq, a predicted model, not a curated record